Stylophora pistillata is the source of this 1330-nucleotide messenger RNA. RefSeq names its product natural resistance-associated macrophage protein 2. Gene Ontology annotation, biological process: iron ion transmembrane transport; manganese ion transport. Gene Ontology annotation, cellular component: endosome membrane; plasma membrane. Gene Ontology annotation, molecular function: iron ion transmembrane transporter activity; manganese ion transmembrane transporter activity; cadmium ion transmembrane transporter activity. The record is from RefSeq and is a predicted model, not a curated record. NCBI's taxonomy places the organism in Eukaryota, Metazoa, Cnidaria, Anthozoa, Scleractinia, Pocilloporidae.
AUGUUUGGAAAAGCAGCGUUGUAUAUUUGGAGCAUUGGAAUCCUUGCAGCUGGUCAAAGUUCUACUAUGACUGGAACCUACUCAGGCCAGUUUGCUAUGGAGGGCUUCUUAAAGAUCUCUUGGGCAAGAUGGAAGCGAGUGCUGUUUACCAGAUCGAUCGCCAUUGCCCCAACCCUUUUUGUGGCUUUUUACGAAGGAGUCCAGGACCUAACGGGAAUGAAUGAUUUCCUUAAUGUGCUACAGAGUUUGCAGUCUGAAAUGCCACGUAACGUAUAUUUUAGUUGGAUUGUACCUUCUUUUCUACGUCACUUUUUUGUUAUUGGAGAAAGGAGAGUUCGUUUUCAAGUUUAAUAAGAAUGCGAGUAGACAGGGCCUGACAAAAUGAUAGUGAUGAUGGCUUCGUGAUUUAUUCUAUCAGGUUUAUUUUGCGCUUGGGUUCACCUUCAUAGCUUUCAUCAAGGUAUGGAAAUGGUGUUUUGAUAUUCCAUUCACUAGAAAGUUAACUAUUUUUUCAAGAUUUACUGCAGUAAAUUUCUGGAAUUAAACGAUCGUCAAUUUUUAUGUUUAUAAGCUGUUUUAAACACUAGCCUCAAAUCACUGAUUACUUAUCUCAGAAUUUCAUGAGCGCGUACGUUCAACUGGCCAGCAGCACGGCGUAAAAUGUGGGUAGGUACUUGGUGAAAUCCUUCAUACAUGCAUCAAUACAUAAGAACAUGUGGGAAUACAGGGUAAUUUGCAUACAUUAACAUACAUUAAAGAUCACAUCAAGUACUUACCAAAAUGUGUUACUUUCUUAAGCUUUUGAAAAGAACGACAGAUAAACUGCUUCUGUUCAUGUGCCAUUUUCUUUGUUUUCAGCAUUUAAAAAGAAAGGUUAUACACGUGUAAAUCACCUCGACUUAAUGGUGAGUGUGUUUGGUUCUAACUCUUUAGGGGCAACCUGGUUAUAGCAGCCCCAAAACAUGCGCCAAGAGUUGCGCCUAGCUAUGACAGCGUUUGCACAUGCGCUGACGUUUGACUGGUUUGUUUCCUCUCCCCCCCCCUCCCUAAUGUCAUUCAUUGUGAAAAAGAUACGCUGACUUCAACAUGCGGGAUUUGUGAAUCAACGACGAUAUUUAUCAGGAAAUAGGUAGAAAAAAAGAGUACCCGUGAAACUGUGGUUUGUUUUUAUUUUGUUUCUGGCAGUUUAUGAAAAGACCUGAUUCAUGUUAUUUCACGCUGAAGCUAGGCAAUUUUAUUUUUUUUUGUAAGAUUAAAAGUAAGGGAGAGAUUUUGUAGACCAUGUUAGGUAAUGUUAUAAAUGAUAUGAACAGCUUUGUGACAAACAAUG